AUGUUUAUAACUUAUCCAAGACUAAUUGGACUACUUCUUGAAUUCAUAAACUUAGAGUACACCAAUACAAGUUCUUUUCAAAUUUUAGUUCUUGUUUUCUCUUCCAAGAUUAUCAAAAUUACCCCUGAUCCAAGACAUCCAUCUAUUACUCAAUGGAAGGUUGAGUGCAUUAAUCAACUAUAUGCUACAGAGCCAAGAACUUAUAACCCAUUUAUGGAACAACAGGUCAAUGAAAUUUCAGAUGAAGAACUUACUGAGCUUGAAAGUGAGGAUCCAGAUGAUGAUGUUGAGAAUAACAUUAAGGAAGAAGUUCAUGGAGAUGAAAAUUAUGAAGACCCUGACAAUGAUAUUGUUGGGUAUACUAUCGAAUCUUUACCCUCAUCUGACUCUCUUAUUAUUACAAUGUGUACUUUUCAAGCUGCAUCACAUGUGUCUCCUCCACGUCUCAACAAGUACAUAUACUUCAAGUUUUCACCAUCCUCCCAUGGUGCAUAG
Lactuca virosa is the source of this 495-nucleotide messenger RNA. Lineage: Eukaryota; Viridiplantae; Streptophyta; Magnoliopsida; Asterales; Asteraceae. The record is from the annotation of a GenBank genome assembly.